This is a messenger RNA of Suillus paluster, 1214 nucleotides long. RefSeq lists its product as uncharacterized. The coding region runs from base 310 to 924 and encodes 204 amino acids. The record is from RefSeq and is a predicted model, not a curated record. The transcript has 3 exons. Lineage: Eukaryota; Fungi; Basidiomycota; Agaricomycetes; Boletales; Suillaceae.
AUCACCAUCAUCCAGGCACCACUUUGAGACUCCUGCGAUGCAUUACCUUUACUUUCGGUGCAUCUUCGAAAUCCAACAAGCUGUCCUGUCCACCACCCGUCCUUGUGGUCAAAGAGGGGAAAGAGCGCAAGAAGACCUGCAUGGGACUUUCUCCAGCCGGGAAAUCAGUCGUUCGCGCAACGUAGACGAAACCGCGGGGAAGGGUAACAGCGCGGGUGGGGAAUUGCAGAUUUCGAGGAUACAGGAUAAUUUUCAGCCUCGAGAUCGGUAUUGUGUGCACUCUCAGUCGUGCUCAUCCCUCUCUAGCACAUGAGUUACGGGCCCACUGACGUCUUCUGCAACAUUAUGCAUCAGCCUCGGUCUCGACCGUGCCCGCUGUCUCAGCAAGCAACUGGUACUAUUCAGACGCAUCGAGUCCUAGCACAUCGGAUCGAUCGUGCUGCGGCACGCACGAGUGAGGGGAGGUAUGUUUCCCUGCCAAGUUUCUCAUCCUUCUCGCGCUUCUUGCUCCAUACGGCUCCAUCUCCAUCUCCGGCUCCAUCUCAUCACAUGAAUGGGAAUAGCGUUUUCCGUGUUAACGGGAGAUAUCAUGGUGUGGUAAAACAUCACAACUUCGUUGCUGGGAUCUGGAUUACCGGACACUUCCCCCAGAACCGGCGAAUGGACCCUCGUGAAUACGAAUCGAAUAUAUGGUCCUCUAUCCAGGAAGCACAUAAAAGUCAUUGUCCAUCGAAUAUUCCGCCACUACUAUCGAGUUGUCCAAAACACGUCUUCAUUUGCACACCCGUUCAUAAGAAUUCUGUCACACUCGGCUUCUCGCGUUGUUGCCCUGCUACCAUUGUGACAUGUACCUUACAUGCCGGGCGUCGUCAUUCAACGUUGCCCUUCAACUGGCACCGAAGUCCGCCGGUACAGGGUGAUUGAUCACUGCCACCGUGCGUACCACACACUUCGGCGAUUCUCAUGGACAAGCUUAAUAGAUUGUGAGUUAAGGAUAUUUCACUCGAAAAAAUCCGGCGCAGAUGAUUCCGCUGACGUCGUUUCAACGUUGGAUCACCUGCAAUUACGCUUGUCUAGUCAAACAUACCCCAUGACGAAAGUUUUUCUUUCUUUGUGGACACAAGUUAAGGUUACGCGCUAGCCGAUAGAAGUAAGUAGAAGGCCCUUGUGACACCUUCAGCGGUAAACUGGGACCUGGACUGAAUUUCUGGACA